Messenger RNA from Neohortaea acidophila, 1381 nucleotides. RefSeq lists its product as uncharacterized. Gene Ontology annotation, molecular function: NAD binding. The coding region runs from base 227 to 1339 and encodes 370 amino acids. The record is from RefSeq and is a predicted model, not a curated record. The transcript is spliced from 2 exons. Lineage: Eukaryota; Fungi; Ascomycota; Dothideomycetes; Mycosphaerellales; Teratosphaeriaceae.
GCCUUGAACUCCUUACGAUUCGCACCCCCGCUAUCGGCAUCCCGCUGACGUGCGCAACUCUAAAUGUUCAACAGCACACCAUCCGUAACUUUUGAUACCGCGGACUGCUAAGGACAUUCGUGCUCAGUAUACUGUAGUCCAAGCACUGGGAGUGUAUAUCCAGCGUCCUCCUCAUCGACCCUUUCUUCUCCGUCCGAACCAAUCCAGACACCAUCUCGCACUCACAAUGGGCGGAGGACCAAUCCAAGACCAACUCCUCAUCAUCUUCCCCUUCGCCAACCCCCCAGAGGCCGCAAUAACGCACCUCCGCCACAAAUUUCCCCAAAUCGACAUCGUCACCCACAUCGUCCCCUACACGCGCGAUGCCGCGCUGCUCGCCUCCAACCUGCCCCCCAACGUCUACAAGGACGCCACAAUGCUGUGCACCGUGCACGCCUUCCCGCAGGCCCUCGCCGACGCGCCGAAAUUGUCCUUCGUGCAGCUGCUGAGCGCGGGGAGCAAUCAGAUUCAGCCGAACCCGAUUUACACCGAUAGCGAGAUUCCCAUUGCUACGACGACGGGGAUUCAUGGGCCGCAGAUUGCCGAGUGGGUGGUGAUGACGGGGUUGGUGUUUAGCCAUGGGUAUAGGAAGUACUAUGAGGAUCAGAAGAGGCACGAGUGGGCGAAGAACAGCUUUAGUGCUGAGGUGCGGGAUCGCGUGGGUUUGCGGUUGGGAGUGUUGGGGUAUGGGAGUAUCGGGCGGCAGGUGGGGAGGGUGGCGAAGGCUAUGGGGAUGCAGGUGCUGGCGUACACGGCUAGCGAGAAGAGUACGCCGGCUAAGAGACGGGACCCGGGGUUUGUUGUACCAGGCACGGGGGAUGAGGAGGGCGUCAUUCCGGAUGAGUGGUUCUCUGGCCUGGACAAGAAGAGUUUGCAUCGAUUUCUGAAGCAGGGGAUUGAUUGGUUGGUCGUGGCUGUUCCUUUGACCAAGGAGACGACGCACUUCUUGUCGACGGAGGAGUUCCGCGUUAUGGCGGAGGGGCUGUCGGGCAAGGACAAGGAGGGGAGGAAGCCGUUUGUGACGAAUAUUGCGCGAGGGCCGAUUAUCGAUCAGCCGGCUUUGAUUGACGCGUUGAAAGACGGGACGCUGGGUGGUGCGGCGCUGGAUGUCACCGAUCCUGAACCGUUGCCUAGCGAUAGCGAGUUGUGGGGCUUGGAGAAUGUGAUCAUCACGCCGCAUGUCGCUGGGAGUACGACGGAGUACAUCACGCGGGCGUUGCAGGUGCUGGAGACGAAUCUGGAGCGGCGGGACAAGGGCGAGCCGAUGCUCAAUCUUGUUCGGAGAGACCGGGGGUAUUAGUCUCCUUUCACAGACCAUGCCUAGACAAACGAUAGAUCGAUU